AUGGCGGUCGCCGGCAGUGGGAAGGAUUGCGUGAACCGUGCGCGCAGUGCCCGGACCCGACACAUUGCCCUGCGACGCCGUUCUGCCCAAACACCGUUACACCAUGCACGCCCAACACCCCGUGCGCGCCGGGAGGAGGCAGCACCGCCGCCAGGUGGUGGUUUGCCGGGGCCACCGCAGCCACCGUAUCCACCGCAGCCACCGCAGCCACCAUACCCGCCUCCGCCUCGUAAGCGUCGGCGGAGCGGGCCGAAGCAGCACAAGCUGAGGCACCAGAAACGCCUACGCAACCAGCAAAACCACCAGCAUGCCAAGCGACCGGCCAAGGCGAAGAAGCGGCAGCCUUCCGAGGACGAGGACUCGGAGGAGCGCGGUGAGAAGGCCGGCGAAGAGGCGAGUCAGCGCAGCGCGCAGCCGGUCGUCGCGGGCCGACGGUGCCACGAGGGCGACCAGUGCGACGACGGCCGUUCCUGUCCGCCGCGCGGGAGGUGCACCGGAGACGGACGCGAAUGCGACGCCGACCGCCCCUGCAGCGUCGAGGAGGGCGGCGACUGCGAGCGCCGCUGUCCCGCUAAAGGACCCAAGGAGGCGCGGCGAAAGCACAAGGCCCACCCGUCGGCCACCACUGCCUCUGAUGUCCAGGAGGCCUCUCACGAGGAUACGAGCGAGCAGCCUACAUCGAAAACGGAGAAACAAGGCAUGAAGCUGGAAAAACAUCCCCAACAGCAGAGGCAAGCACACAGCAGGAGACUUCAGAAAGCGAGCAAAACAAUUGUGCUCAUGAAUCAAAAUCGUGCUCCCACGCUUAGCAGCACAGCACCAUUGCCACUAAGCUACCAAGAUAAGUUUCUGAGGUUUACUUUCCUUGGCCAAUAA
Rhipicephalus sanguineus (brown dog tick) is the source of this 876-nucleotide messenger RNA. Its product is annotated as serine/arginine repetitive matrix protein 1-like. The record is from RefSeq and is a predicted model, not a curated record. Bases 1 to 876 code for a protein of 291 amino acids. The transcript has 4 exons. Lineage: Eukaryota; Metazoa; Arthropoda; Arachnida; Ixodida; Ixodidae.